Messenger RNA from Penicillium longicatenatum, 3846 nucleotides. RefSeq names its product reverse transcriptase. Gene Ontology annotation, molecular function: RNA-DNA hybrid ribonuclease activity; nucleic acid binding. The record is from RefSeq and is a predicted model, not a curated record. The transcript has a single exon. NCBI's taxonomy places the organism in Eukaryota, Fungi, Ascomycota, Eurotiomycetes, Eurotiales, Aspergillaceae. The coding region runs from base 1 to 3846 and encodes 1281 amino acids.
AUGGCCUCGUUUCUCAGGGAUCGACGCGUGUGGGAGGCCAGUCUGAUAGCGGUGCAAGAGCCCUGGAAGAACACUUUCUCUAAUACGACACACCAGCCAGUCUCCUCGCUAUUCCAGCUUGUCUAUCCCAGCACGAGCCCGGAGGAGCCUCCUGGUGUCUGUCUAUAUGUGUCAAAGAAACUAGACCCAAGAGAGUGGUCUUGCACGCUGGUGGACCGGGAUUACCAAAUUCUGAAGCUCCGGAAGGCCCAUAUAAACGGCAACUGGACUGAUCUAUUCGUGCACAAUAUCUACAAUCGGCCCGGCUCCGGCAUGCCGGACAAGCUGCGCCACGAGCUCGGUAAGCGGAAAGAGGGGGAGCAUGUUAUAAUGGGCGACUUUAACGCCCAUCACCCCGUCUGGGGGGGCCCUGGCGUUGCUACAGAGCCUGAAUCGGAGGAAUUCCUGCUGCUGGCGGACCAGUUCAAGCUAGAUAUGCUGACGGAAUGUGGUAAGCCCACGUGGGAGCGUGGAGGUAUGGAGACGGUGAUAGACUUGACCUGGGUCAGCGAGGAACUAACCAGUCGACUGAUUAAUCAUGGACGUGCGGACGAUAUUGAGCACCAAUCUGACCAUUUCCCCAUUCGGACGACGCUGGAUGUGACGACGCCGCUGUUUGAGCAGCCGCAACGUCGAAAUUGGACCGUAAUAGACGACAAAAUCCUCACAGAAUUCAUCAACAAGCAUAUUCCGUCAGCACGCGAUUUGUCAGCUGCUGGCAAGACCCGAAUUGAGCUUGAGACUCAAGCCUUCAUCCGAACUAUUCAAGCGGCAGUGGAAGCCUCCACUCCAUGGGCCAAGCCGUCUGAAUGGGCGAAUUCCGACUUCACCCCGGAGUGCCGCGAGGCGGUUAAGGCCGUUCGCUAUCUCCGGAGGCGGUGGACCCACACACAUGACCCGCUGGACGAGCUCCGUUAUCACCAGGCCCGCAACGAUAAGAACCGGCUAAUCAAGAGCACGCUCAGCAAGGCCCACCGCAAGCGGGUGCAGAAGGUGGUCGAGGAUGGUCCCCGGGGCAUGUGGCGACUGGCCAAAUGGGCCCGUAACCGCAGCGGCGUAUAUGAGCGUGGCCUAACGCCAACGUUACGUGCUCGUGAUGGGUCAGCAGCCGAGUCUGUGGACCAGAAAGCUGCAGCUUUCCAACAAGCCUUCUUCCCGCAGCCGCCAGACGCGGAUAUGACGGAUACACACGAAUAUAUAUAUCCAGAAGACGUCAAUUUUCCUGAAAUUCAGCAGCAUGAGAUCAUGGAAGUCAUACGUGCGUCUCCAGCAGGCAAAGCGCCUGGAGAAGACGCAAUUCCGAACUCGUUCUGGCACAAAUUGGUCAAAAUUCCAGCUAUUCUCAGCACGUUGCACCAGCUAUUUAACGCCUAUAUUCGAACUGGAUACAAUCCCACCCAUUUCCAGCGCUCAAUCACCGUCGUGCUCCGCAAGGCGGGUGACAGAGACUACCAGGAACCUAAAUCCUACCGACCAGUUGCUCUUCUCAAUACAAUUGCCAAAUUUCUCGAGUCCGUCGUCGCUAGGCGCAUCUCAUACGCCGUCGAGGAGCACGGACUGUUACCCAAAGGCCAUCUCGGCGGCCGGCGGGGCAUAUCCACCGACCAUGCUAUCCAAAUCAUGCUAGAUCGGGUCCGAAGUGCAUGGGGGCGGGGCUCGAUCGUAUCCUUGCUUAUGCUCGACGUUUCAGGCGCAUACGACAACGUGUCUCAUGACAGAAUGAUCCACAAUCUCCACAAACGACGUCUCGGGCAGCUAGCGCCGUGGAUACGCGCAUUUCUGACUGAUAGGAGCACCCGAAUUCGUAUGCCAGAGGGCACAUCCAGGCGCAUUCCCACGCCGACGGGUAUUCCACAAGGCUCGCCGCUAUCUCCAAUUCUCUAUCUCAUCUACAACGCGGACUUGCUCGAAGACAGCCAGACACGGAGCGGAGACCUCUCUACAAUGGGCUGGGUCGACGACGUGGGCUUCAUGGCGACUGGUAAGACAGAGAAACAGACUAUUUCAAAGCUCGAAAAAGCGUGUGAGAAAGCAGGGACUUGGGCCAGCCGACAUGCGUCAGUUUUCGACCCGAAAAAGUACAAUUUAAUCCAUUUUGUGCCGCCAGGACGGAGGCAGGAAGGUCGCCUACUUCUCGUCAAAGGUCAAGACGGGCUCACCUCAAUCAUUGCACCUGAGCAUGCAGCAGCGAAAUACCUCGGCUUCUGGCUUGAUCCGCAACUCACAUUCACACGCCAUCAUGACAAGGCAAUCAUCAAAGGCAGCACGUCUCUACAAGCUCUACGGAGCCUUGCUGGCUCCACGUGGGGUGCGUCUACGUCAGCAAUGCGGCGGAUAUAUCAGGCAGUCGUGGUGCCGCAGCUGCUCUAUGGGGUGUCAGCGUGGUAUCCAUGGCACGAGAAAGGGAAGUGUAAGCAUAUCAGCAGCAAAUUCGCCGCAAUCCAGAAGCGUGCGGCAUGCCUCAUCGGUGGAGCAUUCAAGACAAGCUCCGCAGAAGCACUCAAUAUUGAGCUUCACCUUCCGCCAAUCGGUAUUCAGAUGGAGCGCAUCUCCGCGGAGACAGCCCUCAGAAUUCGAACAGGUCCAGCACAUGGAAUUCCACAGCUCAUGAUCCGUCAGCGCCCGCAGCAGCAGCGUCAGCGAGGUGGAUGGUCGCCGAUGGAGGCACAUGCGUGGAUGAAGGGCGGAUGCUUAACGGCUCCCCCGGGAGCUGUGGCAGGCGCAUGGGAGAGUCGGUGGGCAUACGUCCGAGCGCCGUGGCAGGUGCCUCCGGACGUGCAUAUCCUGGAGCGUGACGAGGCGGUGAAGGCGCACACUAAGAUUGGUAAGAAAGGUGAGAAACUAAUCAUUUACACGGACGGAAGUGGAAUAGAUGGGAAAGUGGGUGCAGCAGCAGUGGUUGACACCACGCAUGAGCACCGCCAUUGCCAGAUGGGCACGGAACAGUACUCAACUGUCUAUUCCGCGGAGCUUAGGGCAAUAGAGAUGGCGCUAGAAUUGGUGCAACCAGAACGAGCCAGGGCUGGCGUCGUGGUAUUCUCUGAUAGCCAGGCUGCUCUCCAAGCACUUGUCCGACCGCGUAUGCCGUCGGGCCAGGUGUAUCUCCGUGGCUGCGUCCAGAGCCUCCAGCAUCUCAACAACCAGGGUAUCCACGUCGAAUUCCGGUGGAUUCCAGCCCACCAGGGUAUUCCAGGCAACGAGCUCGUCGACGAACACGCAAAACAGGCAGCCAAGGCGGAGACAGCAGGCCCAUAUGACCGCCAUAUCAAGCUUGCCGCUGCGGCAAAACGUGGAAUUCGCGACCAGGCGAAAUUCGCGUGGGAGGCAGCGUGGGAGAGGGAGAAGAGGGUAGGAAGUGCGACGAAGCGGCUCGUUCCAGUGCCGACGAAGAAAGUGCUUGAUUACUGGAAAGGUCAGAGAAAGGCGUCAGCGUCCAUCAUGCUCCAAAUGCGACUCAAUAUCAUUGGAUUGAAACGUUACCUUUGGCGAAUUGGAGUUGAAGACUCACCCAGGUGCAGUUGCGACCUCGGACAGCAGCAGCCAAGGCACGUACUGCUGGAGUGCCCUAUCUUCGAGGAUGAACGAAGGGAAAUGCGAGAUAAGCUUACCAAGGCAGGCGUGGACGCAUAUCUCUCAUUCAACCAGCUCAUGACGGAGAAAAAUGCGGUUCCGGCAAUCUCCGCAUUCAUGGAGAAGACCCGUCUGCUCGGGCAAUUCCACAACGUCGACCAAGACGCCAUGGGAUUUGAGCCUGAUCCAGAGCAGCCUGAUCCAGGGCAGCCAGAACGGCAAGAACAACCAGUAUGA